This is a messenger RNA of Penicillium hordei, 672 nucleotides long. RefSeq lists its product as uncharacterized. The record is from RefSeq and is a predicted model, not a curated record. The transcript has 3 exons. The coding region runs from base 1 to 672 and encodes 223 amino acids. NCBI's taxonomy places the organism in Eukaryota, Fungi, Ascomycota, Eurotiomycetes, Eurotiales, Aspergillaceae.
AUGACGCUCUGGAACUCUCUUCCCGGCAUUACACCACGAGAGGCAGUCGCAGAUACUUUCUACCGAUGCGUGGGUGGACUGGACAACAAUGACCGUUCACUUUUUGAUUCGGCGUUUACGGAAGGCCGGAAGGCUAGCACCUGGAUUACGUCCACGGUGCGUGUGACGGUCUCCAAUGUCAAUCUUUCAAACAUCCUCGCAUUCACCACCGAUCGCGAACAUGUCUUCCGCCAAAGAACAACUCUGCCUUUCGUCAACACUCUUGAGCAGCUCGACAUCCGAGGGAAUCUUGCUACCCGUGCCCCAGACUGUAUCCACGAAAGUACUCCAGCCCUCCACGGUGUCAAGCACAGGAAAACCAACGAGACAAGGCCAUCUCUCAUUACACCUAUCCAGGAGAGCCGCAUCUACUUCAAGGAUGACUAUAAGAAGAUAUGGGUGAACGAGGGCAAUGUCGUGACGGUUUACAUGAGCACCACUGCUGCAUUCCCGGGUGAAGUCAAGGGUAACGACGAGUCGAUUGACUGGACAUUCUACGGAGAGUACAUCUUUGUCUUCGAGCUGAAUGAGACUGGCGACAAGAUCAAAUACAGCCUGGAGUUCCUUGACAGAAAGAAUGCCGAAAACGUCGAAGAUCAAUCAACUAGAGAUCAGUUCAUGAUUAUUGGUUAG